Messenger RNA from Notolabrus celidotus (New Zealand spotty), 1842 nucleotides. RefSeq lists its product as uncharacterized. Bases 1 to 1629 code for a protein of 542 amino acids. Gene Ontology annotation, molecular function: transmembrane transporter activity. The transcript is spliced from 10 exons. Gene Ontology annotation, biological process: transmembrane transport. Lineage: Eukaryota; Metazoa; Chordata; Actinopteri; Labriformes; Labridae. Gene Ontology annotation, cellular component: membrane. The record is from RefSeq and is a predicted model, not a curated record.
AUGCAUUUUGAUGAAAUCCUCUGUGUGAUUGGGGGCUUUGGGAAGUUCCAGAAGCUCUUGUAUGUGUGGAUUUGUGCACCUCAGAUAUUCCUGGCGUUCCACAUGUUUGUCUCUAUCUUUACUGGAGCUGUUCCUCCACAUUUAUGCCGCCCCACGUGGUCCUCAGCUGAUGCUCCGUCCUCUUCCAACUACAACCUCAGCCUUCUGUCCUUCUCUGAUGGCUGGACUCAGCUGUCCUGCUCGACCUUUUUGAACCACAGCAGCCUUGGAGAUGGACUUUCUGCUGGGAGCUGCCAGGGGGGUUGGGAGUACAGUCAGGAGACCUUCCAAAACACUAUCGUGACUGAGUGGGACUUGGUUUGUGAUAACGCCAAACUGAACAACAUGGGCUCCUCCAUCUACAUGUCCGGCCUCCUGGUCGGGGCUGUUUUAUAUGGACACUUAGCUGAUAAGUACGGUCGCAGAAUCAUCAUCCUCGUCAACCUCGCUAUCCAGGCGGUGUUUGGGGUUGGAGCUGCUUUCGCCCCAAAUUUCUACGUCUACACGGCUCUUCGCUUUGUGCUCGGGACUUCUAUCUCUGGUGUCAUCAUGAACGCCUUUGUCCUCGGCACAGAGUGGACGGGACCCAAGCAGCGGAUGCUGGCAGGAAUAAUCACAGACUAUGCCUUUGGUUGUGGUUACAUUUUGCUCGCCGGCAUGGCGUACCUCAUAAGAGACUGGCGUAAGCUACAGUUAGCUAUUUCAGCACCUGGUUUCCUCUUCAUCUUCUACGUGUGGGUGUUGCCAAAGUCAGCUCGCUGGUUGAUGGCCAGUGACAGGAAAGAGGAAGCAUGGGAGCUGAUCCAGAGAGCCGCUCAGAUGAACGGGAACCCCCUCUCCAAAGAUCUGGAGAUGCAACAGGUCUAUAAAGUGGAAGAGAAAACAGAGGUGAAGAAGAAACAUUCAUUCAUAGACCUGGUUCGAACCCCAAAGAUGAGGAGGCACUCUUUGAUAGUGUUUUAUCUCUGGUUCGCAAACGUGCUCGUGUACUACGGCCUGUCUCUCAACAUCUCUGACUUUGAGAUGAACAUCUAUCUGACCCAGCUGAUCUUUGGCCUGGUGGAGAUGCCUGCACGCACCAUCACCCUGUUCACCCUCAACCGCUCCCGCAAGAUCUCCCAGCUGGCGUUCCUGGCUGUGGGCGGCACGGCCUGCCUGCUCACCGUCUUCAUCCCGAAUGAGCUGUCCGUCAUUAAAACCGGGCUGGCCAUGGUUGGGAAGUUUGGGAUCACUGCCUCUCUCUCCAUCAUUUAUGUCUACUCAGCUGAGGUGUUCCCCACUGUCAUCAGACAGAACGGGAUCGGUAUCGGCUCAAUGUGUGCUCGAACUGGAGGCGUCCUGGCUCCCAUGUUGUACCUUCUGAAGGGCAUCAGUCCUCGGGCUCCCAUGCUCCUUUGUGGCCUCUGUCCUCUGCUGGGCUCUGUACUCACCCUGCUGCUACCGGAGACAGCGAACACGCCGCUGCCCGACACCAUCGAGGACGUGGAGGGCCCUAACCUCAGUGAGGAGGACGGUGGUGUGAACCCAGUUGUUGAUUCUCAGACUUCUCUAAAGAAGAUGGAGAGCUGCAGCAUCCAGGCGGACCGAUGAACGCUGACAUGAGCUGGCACGCUGGACUGUUUCAAAGGCCAAAGGCUUUAUGUGCUUCAUUGGAGGUCAAAAUGAGACUCUUUUAUUUUUAUAUGCCUUAGCCAGAUACCGGCAACCUGAACUUGAUACAACCGUUACAAUGUAAGUAUUCUUACUGGUUUUUUUUUGUUUUUUUUUUACAGACAUUUUUACACAAUGAUUUUAAAUAUGCUU